Molecule: messenger RNA, 2103 nt
Organism: Amborella trichopoda
Lineage: Eukaryota; Viridiplantae; Streptophyta; Magnoliopsida; Amborellales; Amborellaceae
Source: RefSeq, a predicted model, not a curated record
GCUGCUGCUUCCAACAAUGCUGCGAUUGUGAAGUUUCUUCUUGAUUGGAAGGGACCUGAGAAGAUAGAUAUGGAAGCAAAGAAUAUGCCUUGGAAAUCGAAGGAGACUCGAUGAAUGUAAUUCGCUGGGCCUUUGGCACUACCACGUACUCCUGGUCCCCCGUGCACAUUUUUGAAGAAAUCUCUCACUUGUAUUCGGGUAUCACAGUGUCAUGGCGACAUGUCUGGCAUGAAUGCAACUCUCACGCAGACACCCUCACCAAAGAAGGAGCUUCAAGCUUAGGGGACUGAGUAUUUUUUUGCAACCUCAGGCUCUGCCUUAUGUGAUGGAAUUACCCAACCUGUUUUCCUUUUAUGACAUUACAAGUCUGUAUAUGAUUUCCCUUUCAGGGAGCCCCAUUGUAAAUAGCUCCCAAAAUUUCCUGCUGCAAUUUUUUACUCCUUCCUUCUUUCAAUAGAAAGUUAACUCUCUCCAAAAAAAAAUGAAAUAGCUAUUUGGACAAGGGAAGGUAGACAAAAUUGGUAAGCUGAAUUUUGUUUCUGUUCACUUUUGCAUGACAAUCUUCACUAAUCUUUGGUGGGGCAUAUAAAAUAAGCUCACUGUUGCCUUUUCCAUUUGUCUUACAUUUUUUUUUGUUUCUUGGUUUUCUGCAGUAUGGAGAAACCCCAUUGCAUAUGGCUGCAAAAAAUGGCAGCAACGAAACUGCUCGUUUGCUUCUUGACCAUGGAGCUCAUUUAGAAGCCAAAGCCAAUAAUGGAAUGACACCAUUGCACUUGGCCAUUUGGCACUCGCUUCGUGAAGGAGAUAUCUUGACUGUUAAAGCAUUUCUAGAGUACAAUGCAGAUUGUAAUAUUACAGAUAAUGAUGGUAUGACCCCUCUUAAUCACCUUUCUCAAGGCCCAGGCAAUGAGAAUCUCCAACAACUGUUGCAAUGCCAUCUUGAAGAGCAGAUGAAGAGGAAGGCUAUGGAAGCUUGUAGUGAGACAAAAGCCAAGAUGGAAGAGUUGGAAUCAGUGAUAGCAAAUAUGGUGGGCCUAAAUGAACUGAAACUACAAUUGAGGAAAUGGGCAAAGGGAAUGCUUUUAGAUGAGAAGCGCAGAGCACUCGGACUUAAAGUAGCUCCUAGAAAAUCCCCUCACAUGGCCUUUCUUGGCAACCCUGGAACUGGAAAGACAAUGGUUGCUCGUGUUCUUGGGAAGAUUCUGCAUAUGGUUGGAAUCUUACCUACUGAUAAAGUUACAGAAGUUCAGAGGACAGAUCUGGUUGGCGAAUUUGUUGGGCAUACAGGACCUAAAACAAGGAAAAAAAUCAAGGAGGCAGAGGGUGGAAUUUUGUUCGUAGAUGAAGCAUACAGACUGAUACCCAUGCAAAAAGCAGAUGACAAGGACUAUGGCUUGGAAGCUCUCGAGGAGAUCAUGUCGGUCAUGGAUAGCGGCAAGGUUAUCAUAAUAUUUGCUGGUUACAAAGAGCCAAUGAAAAGGGUUAUUUCCUCCAAUGAAGGCUUCUGCAGAAGGGUAACAAAAAUUUUCUUCUUUGAUGACUUGAGCCCUAGAGAGCUAGCCGAAAUUGUGCUUCUGAAGAUGAACAACCAGAUUGAAGAUGGUUUGCUAUAUGGGUUUAAAUUGCACCCCACCUGCUAUAUCGAGGCAAUUGCCGAUUUGAUAGAGAGAGAAACAUCAGAGAAACAGAGGAAGGAGCUGAAUGGGGGUAUUGUGGAUCCCAUGCUUGAGAAUGCAAGGGAGAAUUUGGAUCUCAGGCUUGACUUCGACUGUGCAGAUGCUCAGAGCCUGGUUACGAUCACCAUGGAGGAUUUGGAAGCAGGUCUCCGGCUUCUCUCUAAGUGAAAAAUAUCAUAUGUUUUCAGAGUAAUAAUUUAGGGGUUAAAGUUUUUGGAGUAACUCUUAUGCGCAUUCUUUGAUUUGUAUUCAUUGGUGUUAUUGAUACCCCAUUGUUUUUUUAUCAUGAAAACAACUUAACUCACGGAAUAUAGCUAAUUAUUUCUCGGGCAAGCCUUCUAGACUUCCUCUAAUGUAUAAUAAAUAUAUAGUUCUCCUUAUCUAGCCGUCAGAUUUGAAUGAACGGUUGAGAUGGAUCCAACUACAA